AACCAUCCUCCAUUCCUCCUCCUAGCGGCCGGCGCGGACCUCCAUUCCUCCUCCCGGCGGCCGGCGCGGUGCUUCUCUUCUUUCUCAUCGUCCUCCUCCAUUCCUUCUCCCAGCGGCCGGUGCGGUGCUUCUCUUCUUUCUCAUCGUCCUCCUCGGCGUCACGAUGAGUUCCCUCUUCUUUCCUCACGGUGGAUUAGAAUACAAAGGAUUCUGAUGUCACCCACCUUCUUCGCCUUUGUUUGGCAUUCACUGCGCCCAUCUCUCUCCUCUCCAUAUCACUUUUCUAGUGAGCUUUCCUCUGUUCCCUUCGUUUUUUUUGCUAAUUGGGAUUUUUUUAUGAGCAUAAUGUGAUUCUGCAUCAGUGCCGGGAGAAGAAGAAUGUUUCCCAAAAGGUGAACCGAGAAGGGUUUCUAUUCCUCCUCUCUUCUUUUUUUGGCGAUCAGUGUUGCCCAUGAUAUUAAUAUAUUCUGUUCUUCUUUCCUUUUUAAUUCCCCCGUAUGCUUCGGUCUGGUAUCAUCAAAAUUAUUUCUCGAUUUCUUGUUAGGAUCAGUGCUGUUGGGCUGGGAAGCUUCUUAUUUAUGACUUCUUCGCAAAGAAAUUUUGGUCCAAGUUCAUCUACUCAAGGGAUAGAUGCUGUAAUUUAUGUGAAACUGAACAGCCGAAUUUGUUCCCUAGUUUUGAUGCAUAAUCAGGAGCUAGGCCUAUUAGCUGGAACAUUGUUUGGAACUAGACCUAUUAGUUGGGUCAUCGAGCAGUGUUCGUCAGCUAUCUAUCUUCAUCUUUGUUUAGUUUAUUAUACCUUUUUUAUAGGCAAGAGCCAAUCCUGUUAACAUCAAUGGCUGUUUAGAGAUGCUUAGUGUGAGCUGAUUUCAAUGGCAGACCUGUUAACUCUCGUGCCAUGGAAUGAACAGUGCAGCUUUGUUCCUAUAACAUGGCUGUGAUCCUAUAACAUGGCAAUUCAGGUUGGUGAAUAUGCCAUUGUAUUUGUUCCUAUAACAUGCCAUUGUAUACUUUUUUCUUCACAAGCAAAUUCAGCAAAUUCUUAGUUGUUUGAAAAUAGUCAAACAAAUUAGUUCCCUUUCUUUUUUGAAAAAAACCCUGCAAAUUAUUUCUUACAUUUGCUUUUAUAAUCUUGUUUUGUUUAGUAGCCACUGCACCUAAUUGCUUGUUUGCCAUG
Phoenix dactylifera (date palm) is the source of this 1177-nucleotide messenger RNA. NCBI's taxonomy places the organism in Eukaryota, Viridiplantae, Streptophyta, Magnoliopsida, Arecales, Arecaceae. The record is from RefSeq and is a predicted model, not a curated record.